Molecule: messenger RNA, 2443 nt
Organism: Mercurialis annua (annual mercury)
Lineage: Eukaryota; Viridiplantae; Streptophyta; Magnoliopsida; Malpighiales; Euphorbiaceae
Product: acyl-CoA-binding domain-containing protein 4-like
Exons: 9
Coding region: 199-2163 (654 amino acids)
Molecular function (GO): protein binding
Source: RefSeq, a predicted model, not a curated record
AACUCUGUUGAUGUUGGUUGCCACAGUGAUUGGGACUUGAAAGCGCCCAUCUUUUCAUGUCUAAUGACACUGAUAGUUGAUAUAUCUCUUGGCUUCUUCAUGUCUUCUUUUGACCCACCUUCUUUAUACAACUCAUUAUAUUUAUAACCUAUAGUUUCAUAUUUUGUUUGACACAUAAAUAAUACUAAGUUUGUAUAAAUGGGCUCUUUAGGAGAUUAUGAAGUUUCUAAGAAAAAAGCUAUGUGGUUGUAUCCCAAAGUUGCUGGAUUUCUUCCUUCUGAAAGAUGGGGGCAUUCUGCUUGCUAUUCUCAUGGACUUGUUUAUGUUUAUGGGGGCUGCUGUGGAGGUUUGCAUUUCAAUGAUGUUCUCAAGCUAAAUCUUGAUACUAUGUCUUGGACUACUUUAGCAACUACUGGUCAAGGGCCUGGUCCGAGAGACAGCCACAGUGCUGUUAUUGUAGGGAGCCAAAUGUUCGUAUUCGGGGGCACAAAUGGCUCUAAGAAAGUAAAUGAUCUUCAUGUGUUAGAUCUUGUGACCAGAGAGUGGAUACGCCCCGAAUUUAACGGAAUUCCCCCUUGUCCCCGCGAAAGUCACACUGCUACACUUAUCGGUCAUGAUAAGAUACUGAUAUUUGGUGGAAGUGGAGAAGGCGAAGCAAAUUACUUGAAUGAUCUGCAUCUUUUAGACCUCAAGACUAUGAGAUGGAGUUCUCCGGAAGUUACGGGUGAUAUUCCUGUUCCUAGAGAUAGUCAUAGUGCUGUCGCUAUAGGUAAUGAGCUUUUUGUCUACGGUGGUGAUCGUGGGGAUCGGUAUCAUGGCGAUGUUGAUGUUCUCGAUACUGAUAGAAUGACUUGGAGAAAGCUUGUUGUUCAAGGAUCUUCACCGGGUGUUCGAGCAGGUCAUGCUGCUGUGAAUAUUCAAAACAAGGUUUAUGUCAUCGGUGGUGUUGGAGAUAAACAUUACUAUAAUGAUGUUUGGUUUCUUGAUGUUGUUUCUUGUUCCUGGACUCAACUUGAUAUAUGCGGCCAUCAACCUCAAGGCCGAUUUUCUCACACUGCUGUUGUUGCAGACUCGGAUAUCGCCAUUUACGGAGGGUGCGGAGAGGAUGAACGUCCUCUUAAUGAGUUGUUGAUCUUACAGCUUGGAGCAGAGCAUCCGAAUGGCCGCUAUAACGUUUCCAUGUGCAAAAUUUUUGGAAAACAUUGCAACCAAGAAAAGAGAACAUCCCUUAGAGCAGAAAAUGACUCGAGAACUAUCUUAUUGGGAAAUGGGGAUGUUCUAGUCAGAAAGGAGGCUCAUGAACCGGAACUAAAUUCGAAACAUGCUCUUCGGCUAAGUUCAGUUGCAGAGACACCGUAUCCGAAGAGGAAAAGAACUAUGAAGUCGAAUUCAUGGGAGGUUGAAUCAGAACAAGAGGAACAUUCUCUUUCGCUCUCUCAACAUUCAUCUCCAUCGCAAUCUGAUCAGGAGCAGACUCCGGUUGGAAAAGCUGCUACAGAUUCUGUCUCAGCUUCUCAAGGAUUUAAUUUGUUUAAGCAGUUGAAUCAAAUUCCAAGAAAUUGUCAACCUGUCGACAUUGCAAGCUAUCAACAUGAAGCUCGAAAUACACACCACGGAAGCCCGUAUAACCUACAAGUUCCGAGAGAGUACAAAAAACCGGAACAAUGUGUUCAUGUUCUCCAUACAGGCAGACAAGGAAUUCCUUUUACAGCAAUCGAAGAAAAGGCGAAGGAUGCAGUAUUGGUUCAGAAUCUGAUGGGUGCCGAAGUUCGAGGUAGAGUUGAUGGAGCAUUCGACUCAGGACUUCUAAUGACUGCAACAGUUAAUGGGAAGAUCUUCAGAGGAGUACUAUUUGCUCCCGUACCUGAAUUUGCAUCAAGAGGAGCCAUUCUAGCUCAAAAUGCUUCAACUGCAAGUAACCAUAGUGGCAACCUAAAAACAUUUCCUACCUCAAAUCACAUGGAACCCUUAAAAAGUUGUCAGCAACCGAGCGCAUUCGUCACGUCAGAGUCCGGCCACGGUUUACGACAAACUCAGAUGAACAGAAGACCAUUAUACCCUUUUGUAAGGGCCACUCCCUCCUUAACUAAAGAAGCAAAAAUGAGAAAUGAUCUCCAAGGAGUUGUUCUAACAUUGGGAGGACCAGGUGGUGGACAAAGAUAGAGAUCAAAUUAGUGUUCUUUUUCCUUUGUAUAUCCAAAACUUGUAUUUUUUUUUUCUUAUCUUUUAAGAUGAGUUGUAAGUUAUAAGAUGUUUCAGGCUUCAAAUGUAGGGAUAAAGUUGUCUAAUGUGAGCUGAAGUUUGUGUAACUUAUAAGAGUUGAGGCUUGAAAUGCAAGUUGAUCAUUGUAAUAUUUAGGUCUUAGUGUGGCAAUUUAAUUUUAAUUAUGAGUCUCUUGUGUGACUGAGAUGUCUAUAUAUAUAUCAUAGUUUGUGUUAUUUAA